Messenger RNA from Penicillium lagena, 990 nucleotides. RefSeq lists its product as uncharacterized. Bases 1 to 990 code for a protein of 329 amino acids. NCBI's taxonomy places the organism in Eukaryota, Fungi, Ascomycota, Eurotiomycetes, Eurotiales, Aspergillaceae. The record is from RefSeq and is a predicted model, not a curated record. The transcript is spliced from 5 exons.
AUGAAUCACUCGCUCCGGAAACGCGAGAACUUGGCUUCGAUCAGCCUAGCCACACAGAUUCUCUGCUUUAGUAUCGUAAUACCUUUGGUGGCGCUAAGAUUCUUUGCCAAGUUCAAAUUACGUCUCCCGUUCGGACUUGAGGAUGCAUCUUGCUAUGCGGCGUUGAUCCUGUUUUCACUUACUCUGGAGGACCCAUUUCUCACACCUCCCCCACAACAUGGGAUCGUGAAGUCAAAUACAGAGUAUGCUCACUGGCAAAACCUUUUUACGCAAUUCGUACUGACAAAUAAGAUAUUUUAUAUCGCUACGAUGUUCUAUGUUCCUAUGGUACUUUUCGUCAAAACCUCACUCAUCUACAUCAUGAUUCGACUGUGGAAACCAUACCGUGGGAAGAUCAUAUCAUUGUACACCUUCCUCGGUUUCAUCACAACAUACUACACGGUGAUCUUAUUCGUCAAGAUCUUCAAUUGCAACCCUAUUCGUUCAUUCUGGGACGUUAAUAUUCCCGGCGCGUCGUGUUUGAACCGAGCCGCCAUCAUAAUCACCGACUCGUCCAUUAGUGCCAUGACCGACUUGGCCAUUAUAAUUUUUCCCAUCGUCUUGACAUCGACUUUGCACGUACCUCUUUCCAAGAAGUUGCAUGUCAUUGCCAUCCUGGGAGCGGGAAGCAUUGCCAUCGCUUUCAGUAUCUACCGAUUAGUGCUAGUCAUCAUCGAAAGACAUGACUCAGAUGAGAUUGAAGUCUUCAUGAGAGUUUUACUAUCCGACAACGGAGAAGGCGGAUUGGGGCUUAUCUGCACUUGCAUUCCAUCAAUCGGCAAACUCUUCAGUCAAUACAAUGAGAGAUGGAAGCAGAGAAACAGAGGGAAACAAGAGCAAAAGGAGCUCUGUGCUAGUCUUACUCCUGAUCGAAAUGUCGAUGAGGAUGAACAUACACCGUCAAGUCUUCCAAGUAUAUCGGGUCGAGAUUCUUGUGCCCUCACAGUUUAA